Molecule: messenger RNA, 2002 nt
Organism: Lampris incognitus (smalleye Pacific opah)
Lineage: Eukaryota; Metazoa; Chordata; Actinopteri; Lampriformes; Lampridae
Gene: klhl8
Product: kelch-like family member 8
Exons: 12
Coding region: 94-1938 (614 amino acids)
Molecular function (GO): protein binding
Source: RefSeq, a predicted model, not a curated record
GUCGCCGUUCAACCACACAAAUGAGUGGCUGUGAGUGAAAGUGACACUUUAAUCAUUUACUGCGAGAUGAGGUCUUGGUUCCUGUAGACAGCUAUGGCACCAGGGGAUGUGGUGCCAGACCAUACUAAGCAGCUGAGGUCCAAGGAAAAGCGGCCUGGUAACAGGGCCUCAAAGGGAGACUGCGAGCCUGAUGGCUGCUUUGUCUUUGAGGCCCAUGAAGCCUGGAAGGACUUUCAUAACUCCCUCAGGCAUUUCUAUGAAGUAGGAGAACUCUGUGAUGUUACACUGAAGGUGGGUAAUAGGCUGAUACCAUGUCACAAGCUGGUUCUGGCAUGUGUCAUCCCAUACUUCAGGGCCAUGUUCCUGUCAGAGAUGUCAGAGACAAAGCAGGAGCUGAUCGAGAUCAAGGACUUUGACGGUGAUGCCAUCCGUGAUUUGGUGCAUUUUGCAUACUCCUCCAGGCUCACUUUAACUGUAGACAAUGUCCAACCGCUACUCUAUGCUGCUUGUAUCCUUCAGGUGGAGCUGGUAGCACGGGCUUGCUGUGAGUACAUGAAGGCCCACUUCCACCCCACCAACUGCCUGGCAGUGCGCACCUUCGCUGAGAGCCAUAACCGUGUCGACCUGAUGGACAUGGCUGACCGCUAUGCCUGUGAACACUUCUGUGAGGUGAUGGAGUGUGAGGACUUUCCUUGUGUGUCACCCCAGCACCUGCGCACUCUGCUGUCAUCGAGCGACCUCAACAUCCACUCAGAGACACAGGUAUACAACGCGGCAGUCAAGUGGCUUAAAGCAAACCCACAGCAUCACGAAGCCUGGCUGGACCAGAUCAUGUCUCAGGUGCGCCUCCCCCUGCUUCCUGUAGAGUUUCUGACUGGAACAGUGGCUAAGGAUGAAAUGAUCAAAGGCAAUCUGAACUGUCGUGACCUGUUGGAUGAAGCCAGGAACUACCACCUUCACCUCAGCAACAAGGUGGUGCCGGACUUUGAGUACUCAGUCCGCACCACACCUAGGAAACACACAGCAGGUGUUUUGUUCUGCGUGGGUGGCCGAGGUGGUUCUGGUGACCCAUUCCGCAGCAUUGAGUGCUACUCCAUUUCUAAGAACAGCUGGUUUUUUGGCCCUGAGAUGAACAGUAGACGACGCCAUGUAGGAGUGAUAUCUGUUGGAGGAAAGGUGUAUGCAGUUGGCGGCCAUGAUGGUAAUGAACAUCUAGGGAACAUGGAGAUGUUUGACCCUCUCACCAACAAGUGGAUGAUGAAAGCUUCCAUGAAUACCAAGAGGAGGGGUAUAGCCUUGGCAGCUCUUGGAGGUCCUAUAUAUGCUAUUGGAGGUCUAGAUGACAACUCCUGCUUCAAUGAUGUGGAACGUUAUGACAUUGAAAGUGACCAGUGGAGUACAGUUGCUCCGAUGAACACACCCAGAGGAGGAGUUGGCUCUGUGGCGUUGGGGAAUCAUGUGUAUGCUGUGGGAGGCAAUGAUGGUGUGGCAUCACUGUCUAGCGUGGAGCGAUUUGACCCACACCUCAACAAGUGGACAGAGGUCAAGGAAAUGGGCCAGCGACGGGCUGGAAACGGAGUCAGCAAACUUAAUGGCUGCCUUUAUGUAGUGGGGGGCUUUGAUGAUAACUCACCCCUGAGCUCUGUGGAGCGCUUUGACCCACGGCUGCAUCGCUGGGAAUAUGUGUCUGAGCUUACCACUCCGCGAGGUGGAGUUGGGGUUGCUAGUGUGAUGGGGAGAGUGUUUGCAGUAGGGGGCCACAACGGGAACAUAUACCUGAACACAGUGGAGGCAUUUGAGCCUCGCAUGAACAGGUGGGAGCUGGUGGGAUCAGUGUCACACUGCCGUGCUGGGGCUGGUGUGGCUGUCUGCUCCUCUCACAUCAGCCAGAUCAGAGACAUCGGACAGGGUUCCAGCAACGUGGUAAACUGCAUGUGACCCCAGCUCUUCAGGUGACUGUCACGUCACUGAGAUCUGAUGUGUUCAGUAUCCCAUCAUUGUG